This is a messenger RNA of Argentina anserina (silverweed cinquefoil), 2226 nucleotides long. RefSeq names its product zinc finger BED domain-containing protein RICESLEEPER 3-like. Lineage: Eukaryota; Viridiplantae; Streptophyta; Magnoliopsida; Rosales; Rosaceae. The record is from RefSeq and is a predicted model, not a curated record. The coding region runs from base 1 to 2226 and encodes 741 amino acids. Gene Ontology annotation, molecular function: protein dimerization activity; DNA binding. The transcript has 6 exons.
AUGGGUCGCCAAAGGAUUAGGAUGAUCGGAAGCGCAUUAGGGAGGGGUAGGCAAGGCAUGCAAGGGAGGGGCACUGGCGCACAAGUGGAUACAACAUUGUCUCAUAGUAGAACUAGUAGCUCAUCUCCAUCUGUUCAAUCGACCGCACAUGUAGAGGAACACAGAAACAUAUCCCUAUUAGGACCUCCCCCUGCCCCUGAACUACCUCCACGCCCUCCUCCUCCUACCCCUGCCCCUGAACCUCAACAUGAAUCUCAACCAGAAAGUAGCUCACAUCCUUCUUGUGGAAGAAAAAUAAAAGAACCUGUGAACAAAAGUCGUCUUUGGGAAUUCUUUACUCGAUGUAGGGCACCAAAUGGUGAAGUAGAUCUGGAAUGGUGCACCUGCAACACUUGUGGUACUGAGGUAUUGUGUGCAGUUAGGAGAAAUGGGACAAGUUCAAUGUGGAACCAUGUGAGGAAAUGUGAGUCACACCAAAUGUAUGGCGAAGCAAACAAGCAAACUUCUGAAUCUGAUUCUAAACAUGCCAAGCUAAACUUAAAUAAUGUGUCUGGAGGAAAACCUCAUAGGUUUAACAAACAGAGGAUUAAUGAUCUGUGUAUAGAGAUGAUAAUAAAGGAUGAACUACCCUUUAGGCAUGUGGAGAAUGAUGGUUUGAAGGCUUUUGUUAAUGAAUUACAACCGCAUUGGAUUAUAUUAAAUAGAAGGCAGGUUGCCAAGAGUGUAUUAGAUAAAUUUAAUCAUAAGAAGACAAUUUUGUUGAAUGGCUUGAAGGCAUCAGACACAAGGAUUUCAAUCACCGCAGACACUUGGACAUCGAUACAAAACAUCAACUACAUGGUUGUUACAGCUCAUUUUAUGGAUGUUGACUGGAAAUUGCACAAAAGAAUCAUAAACUUUUGUCCAAUUGUCAGUCACAAAGGUGAUGAUAUUGGUAGAGCGGUGGAGCAAUGUUUGAGGCAAUGGGAGAUCUCAAAAGUGUUUUCCAUCACUAUCGAUAAUACAUCUGCUAAUGAUGUGGCAGUGCAAUACAUGAAGAGAAGGUUGAAGGGUUACAAGACUUUGGUUAAGGAUGGUUUGAAGGAAUUGGAAAAGGGGAUUACAACAAUAUGGAAUUGUGCAAAGUAUGUUAGGAGCUCAUCUGCUAGGCUUGAUAAGUUUAGGGAGUUUGCUGGUUUGGAGCAAUGCAUGGCUAAUGCAAAUGUUCCAUUAGAUGUUAUAACAAGAUGGAACAACACAUUUCUUAUGCUGCAAGCUGCUUUGAAAUAUGAAGCUGUUUUUGGGAGGAUGGCAGAAGAAGAUGCUUUAUUUAGAAGCUAUUUUGAGGAUAAGAUUGGACCACCGAAUUAUGAAAACUGGAGGGAUGCUGAAUCGUUUUGUUUGUUUUUGAAGAAAUUUUAUGAAGCUACUAUUAAGUUGAGUGCAUGGAAAUCAGUGACUACAAACAUAUUAUUUGUGGAGAUGAUUACAUUGCAGACUGAGAUUGACAAGGCUUGUGACUCUCCUGAUCCGGUUUUGAAGAAAGUUGCUUUGUCUAUGAAGGCUAAGUUUGACAAGUAUUGGGGCAGCUUUGAGGUGGUGAACAAGGUUGUCAUGAUAGCUAAUGUUUUGGACCCAAGAUACAAGUUGCAAUGGGCUAAAGUGCCAAUGAAAAAAGUAAAAACAAGUCCCCAAGUAAUUGAAUCCAUAGAAGCUGACUUGAAGAAGGUCUUGAUGAAGAUAUAUGUCAACCUUCUAUCUAAGGGUUUUGAAAUUGCUAAGUGGUGGAAAGGCAAUGAGGCAACCUAUCCAGUGCUAUCAAAGCUGGCCAAGGAUAUAUUUGCUAUUCCUUGCUCAACAGUGGCAUCUGAAAAUGCAUUUAGUUUACGUGAUAGAGUUGUUGAUCCUUUUAGAGCAUCAUUGACACCGAGAAUGGUGGAGGCCCUUGUGUGCACUAGUGAUUGGCUAAGGGCCGAUCCACCAAACCUAUACAGGGAUCCUACUGAAGAAGACCUAAAAUUUUACUAUGAGUUAGAAGAACUUGAGAGAGAAAGUGGUUUCAAUGAUGGUCAAGUUUUUGAGGCACCAACCCCAAUAGAGCUUAUUGGAAGUUUUGGGGCUACAAUUGGGGUCACUGUUGUUGGCUUGCUGCAUACUACACCUUUCUCUCAGUUUUGUGUUUUCUUGUUUGUUAAUGGCAGAAGAACUGAAGAACUAGUGAACUACAAGGGAUGGUUGGAUGACUAG